Athalia rosae (coleseed sawfly) is the source of this 9209-nucleotide messenger RNA. It is a transcript of the gene Ufd4, whose product is annotated as E3 ubiquitin-protein ligase Ufd4. Gene Ontology annotation, cellular component: nuclear speck. The record is from RefSeq and is a predicted model, not a curated record. The transcript is spliced from 25 exons. The coding region runs from base 263 to 8020 and encodes 2585 amino acids. Gene Ontology annotation, biological process: proteasome-mediated ubiquitin-dependent protein catabolic process; protein K63-linked ubiquitination; anatomical structure development. NCBI's taxonomy places the organism in Eukaryota, Metazoa, Arthropoda, Insecta, Hymenoptera, Athaliidae. Gene Ontology annotation, molecular function: protein binding; metal ion binding; ubiquitin protein ligase activity.
UGGAACACUUGGUACUGGACAUUGUACGUCACGUAAAUGGCAAAAUACGAAAACACGAGAGCAAAUAGUGUACAUUGGUGAAUAAAUAGGAUAUUGAAUAGGCGCAGUGAAUGCUGAAGGUGAAAUAGGAGUGACGAGGUCUCAUUUGUGGGGAAUAUUGGUUUCCUUGCUAGGAUGGCGACUUGACCCCACGAAGAAUGGAAAACUAAAGGAACGAUUAACACAUUGAGGAUUUGGACCAGUGCGGGUAACAAACAAAAAGAUGGCAGAAGUAGAUCCAGAAACAUUGCUGGAAUGGCUCAGCAUGGGCCAAGGCGACGAAAGAGACAUGCAGCUCAUAGCCUUAGAACAGCUGUGCAUGUUAUUACUCAUGUCUGAUAAUGUCGACCGGUGUUUCGAAAGUUGCCCACCACGAACUUUUCUCCCAGCUCUUUGCCGCAUCUUCUUGGACGAGCUAGCUCCAGAUAGUGUGCUGGAAGUAACAGCCCGUGCGAUUACAUACUACCUUGAUGUCUCUGCUGAAUGCACGCGGCGAGUGGUUGCCAUGGAAGGUGCUGUUAAAGCUAUUUGUGGACGUCUUUCUGGAGCAGGCCUUGGGUCUAGAGCGAGUCGAGAUCUAGCAGAACAAUGCAUAAAGGUUCUUGAACUGGUUUGCGCAAGAGAAGCAGGAGCAGUUUUUGAAGCAGGUGGUCUGCCAUGUGCAUUGUCAUUCAUUCGCGAACACGGAGCCAGGGUGCAUCGUGAUACCUUGCAUUCUGCAAUGGCCGUAGUUUCUCGAUUGUGCGGCAAAGUCGAACCACAAGACAAAGCGUUGCCAGAUUGUGUUGAAGCUUUAUCUACUUUAUUGAGACACGAAGAUGCUCAUGUAGCUGAUGGUGCACUCAGAUGCUUCGCUUCACUAGCUGACCGAUUUUCAAGGAGAGGCGUUGAUCCUGCACCAUUAGCAUCUCAUGGCUUAGUUUCCGAAUUAUUGUACAGACUAUCGAAUGCUGCUGGACCUGGUGCGUCAGCUGCUAAUACAUCCAGCAACACCAAAACACCACCUCCAUCAACUGCAUCAACUGCUCCAGCACCUGAGCCAAAAUCUUGUGCUUCGGUAUCCACGAUUAUCAGCCUGUUAUCAACAUUAUGCAGGGGUUCUCCAUCUAUAACUCAUGACUUGCUACGUUCUGAGUUGCCUGAUGCCAUAGAGAAGGCUUUGAAGGGUGACGAAAGAUGUGCUUUAGAUUCCAUGAGAUUAGUCGAUUUACUAUUAGUCUUAUUGUUCGAAGGAAGAUCAGCUUUAGGCCGAGGAGCCGCUGGAGGUCCGUCAGGUCCUUUGUUACCACGACUGAGACGGCUUGAUAGUGCAGGAGAAAAAUCUCAUAGACAAUUGAUCGAUUGUAUUAGAUCCAAAGAUACAGAUGCGUUAAUAGAAGCUAUAGAAUCUGGCGGUAUUGAAGUUAACUUUAUGGAUGAUGUUGGGCAAACUCUUUUAAACUGGGCAUCAGCCUUUGGUACACAAGAAAUGGUAGAAUUUUUAUGUGACAGGGGAGCGGAUGUAAAUAAAGGUCAACGCUCAUCCAGUUUACAUUAUGCCGCGUGUUUUGGAAGACCGGCCAUAGCCAAAGUUUUGCUUCGACAUGGUGCUAACCCUGAUUUGAGGGAUGAAGAUGGCAAAACACCUUUAGAUAAAGCUAGAGAACGAGUGGACGAAGGGCACAGAGAGGUUGCAGCUAUUUUGCAAUCUCCUGGAGAGUGGAUGUUGCCACCCAAUCAAGAAAAUCGAAAGCCAGAAACCGAAGUUGAGGACAUCACAGAACCAAAGGGAGAUCCCGAAAUGGCUCCGGUUUACCUAAAGAGAUUAUUACCAGUGUUCUGCGCGACAUUUCAAUCUACAAUGCUAUCCAGCGUCAGAAAAGCAAGCUUGAGCCUGAUUAGAAAAAUGGUACACUAUAUCCAACCAGAACUUCUCGUCGAGGCAUGUGGAUCUGAGGGUACAGAUUGCGGAGCAACUCUUGUUGAGGUCAUUGCAACUGUCUUGGAUAACGAGGAGGCAGAGAUCGAGGUACCACCGUCGCCUCCCAAACCAUUCGUCGGCCCAAAAUUGCCCUGCCUUCUUCCGCGCAAGUCUUCUAGUUCCCAGAAGUACAUUCUCGAAAAGACGGAGGAUGAAGAUGGGCACCUGGUAGUUCUGCAAAUGAUUCAAGAUUUGAUGAUUAAGGGAAAAGACGAAUUUUUAGAACAUUUUGCAAGAUUGGGUGUUUUUUCUAAAGUUGCAACAUUGGCUACUGAACCAGAAUCAGAGACUAAUCAAUCUGGAGAAGAACAACCAGUUGAAGAUGCAAGGGAACUGUUGGUUGGCAGGGCCUAUCAUUGGAGGGAUUGGUGUAUUUGCCGAGGACGUGAUUGUUUGUAUGUUUGGUCCGAUGCAGCUGCUCUAGAAUUAUCUAAUGGAAGUAAUGGCUGGUUUAGAUUUAUCCUCGAUGGUAAACUAGCCACCAUGUACUCCAGCGGUAGCCCAGAGGGUGGCACUGAUACAACAGGAAAGGGGCGGAACACAGAGUCGCUAACUACUGAAGAAAAUCGAGGAGAAUUUCUUGAGAAACUACAAAGAGCUCGAACUCAAGUGAAACCAAAUUCUGUAAGUCAACCUCUACUGUCUCGCCCUGGCACAACACGGUUGGUAGUUGGCAAUUGGGCUCUUUCUAGUCGAAGAGAAGGUGAAUUGUACAUCCACAAUAGUGACGGACAACAGCAAGCUACUAUUUUGAAAGAAGACUUGCCUGGUUUUAUAUUUGAAUCCAAUCGCGGCACCAAACAUUCCUUCACUGCCGAAACUAGCCUGGGUCCGGAAUUUGCGGCUGGUUGGGCCGGCAAGCGUGGAAAACGAUUACGGUCGAAACUAGAAGCUAUUAAACAAAAAGUGAAAACUCAAGCUCAAGAAAUAUAUGAAAGGUAUUUCAAAGUAGCACAGGCCCAACCACGUGGUGUAGUAGCGAAGCUCAGUACAAUCGUAAGCCAAAUUGAAAAAGCUUGUCAGAAACAGCAAUCCGGCAAUCGUGAAUGGCGCAAUGUUUUACAAAAUACGUUGGAAGAGCUAAAGAUCUUAUUGAACGAAGAAGGAAAAGUCUCUGCCUAUGAACUACAUUCUAGUGGGCUCAUUCAAGCUCUACUUGGACUAUUAGCUGCCCCACCAGGACCACAACCACCUUCGUUACGAGCCACAAAAUUGAGGCUACAGAGGAUAGCUUUGUUCAAAAGUUGUUUCCAAUCACAUGAUAUCGACCGAGAACAUAGUUCAGCAAAAAUUUUAGUUCACAAAUUAGUUUCGGUCCUCGAAUCAAUUGAAAAACUUCCCGUGUAUUUGUACGAUACACCAGGAUCCGGAUAUGGACUACAGAUUUUGACAAGGAGACUCCGCUUCCGAUUGGAAAAAGCAGCUGGGGAGAGUGCACUAAUUGAUCGAUCUGGUAGAGGUCUGAAAAUGGAACCAUUGAGCACUGUACAACAACUGGAACAUCAUUUAUUGAAAAUGGUUGCAAAACAAUGGCACGAUCAUGACCGUUCCACAUUCACCUUUGUUAAAAAAUUGAAAGAGGGUAAUAGAAUGACAUUCAAGUAUCAACAUGAUUUCGAUGAAAACGGGCUGAUAUAUUGGAUCGGAACAAACGCAAAGACCAGUUCGGAAUGGGUAAACCCAGGGCAAUAUGGAUUAGUUGUGGUAACUUCCAGCGAUGGCCGCAUCUUGCCAUAUGGUCGACUCGAAGACAUUCUUAGUCGAGAUCCGUCAGCUUUAAAUUGUCAUACAAAUGACGAUAAACGAGCUUGGUUUUCGGUGGAUUUAGGUGUGUGGCUAAUUCCGAGUGCUUAUAGUUUGAGACAUGCAAGAGGAUAUGGUCGCAGUGCUUUGAGAAAUUGGAUGUUCCAAGUUUCCAAGGAUGGUAUAAACUGGACAACGUUGUAUACACAUGUCGAUGACUGCUCUCUUAAUGAACCUGGUAGUACUGCAACUUGGACCCUAGAACCUCCUGCUGAAGAGGUUCAGGGCUGGCGUCACCUGCGUUUACAGCAAACUGGAAAAAAUUCAUCUGGCCAAACCCACUACCUCUCCAUGUCUGGGUUAGAGAUUUAUGGAGAAGUUACUGGUGUCUGCGAAGACCUGGGUAGAGCUGCUAGAGAAGCUGAAGCCGGUGUGCGGAGGCAGAGACGAUUAGUCAGAACCCAGGUUCUGAGGCAUUUGGUGGCAGGAGCACGUGUGGCUAGAGGUCUUGACUGGAAAUGGAGAGAACAAGAUGGUGUUCCACCAGGUGAAGGUACUGUAACGGGGGAAUUACAUAACGGUUGGAUAGAUGUAACCUGGGACCAUGGUGGCUCAAAUUCUUAUCGCAUGGGAGCAGAAGCAAAAUACGACUUAAGGCUAGUGAGCACAGGUGUGGAAAGUGAAAACAGCAUGAAAACUAAAAACGGUACUAGUGUACUAACCAGCAGAAAGUCUAGCAGCACACCCAGCUUACCAGAUUGUACAGAUGCAGGCAUGCGAGGAUCAGUCGCGUCGACCGACCAAGCUGCGAGUGCCGAUAACUUAGCCGCAAAGCAAGCAGCAGAGUCGAUAGCAGAAAGUGUACUAUCAGUGGCCCGAGCAGAAGCAGUGGUGGCAGUAACUGGAGAAGGUGCUGCCAGUGCAGCAGGCGAAUUAUCUGUUGUUUUACAUCCCAGGCCCGAUGCAGCCAGUGAUUUGGCAACUAUUGUUGAAAGUCUUGCUCUCAAUACCGAAUACUCGAUUAAUACCAACUGUAACCGAGCCACAAAUAGCUCUAAACCUCUAUUUCCCACAGUUCGAGGGAACAAGCCCACAAGCGGUCUUUUGAGUCUGGAAGCUGCAGAGGUUUUGGAUCGUAUGCGCGAAGGUGCAGACAGGUUACGUAAUAAUACUAACAGUUUCUUGAGUGGAGAAUUACUUGGUUUGGUACCUGUUAGGAUUAGCGUAUCUGGUGAAACUGACGAAAGUUCUAUGAGAAUUCGGAAUCUGACUAGACAUCGUCCAGGAAUCACUGACAACAUGAAAGAGUGCGGUCGUGACAAAGAAGCUAGUUCGUCAUCUCAGAAUGCUCCUGGAUGUCCCAUCGUAGUAACAAAUCCCAUGUCUGUAUCUGUACCAAAUCUUACCUGUACAGAUGCUAACAAUACUCUGGAACCAGCGGCAGCUACUGGACUACUCGAAACUUUUGCUGCAAUGGCUCGCAGACGAACUUUGGGUCCCGCAGGUGGUCAGCAUAUAGCUCCAAACUCCAAUUCUGGAUCAAAUCCUCGAGGACCAAAUUCUGUGUCUAGUUUGGUCAGAUUGGCAUUGAGCUCCAAUUUCCCAGGAGGUUUACUAAGUACAGCACAGAGUUAUCCAAGUCUUACCAGUAGUGGACAAGUUGCCGGCAGUGGAGUUACCACAACAACUGGACCUGGCUUGGGACAGGCCCUGACUAUGUCUCUAACGAGUACAAGUAGCGACAGUGAACAGUUAUGGCUACAGGUCAGCGUGGAAGAUUUCUUGGAAUCAUGUGGUGGAGUCACUGGUAAUGGAGUUACGGGUGGCCGUGGUACAGGUGGUCCCACUCUAUUAGGUGAACUGGAGGAUGAUGAAGAUGGCGCACUUGCCGAGGAAGAUGAUGACAACGAAGAAAAUGAGCAAGAGGAGGAUGAUGAAGAAAACGAAGAAGAGGGUGAUGGCGGGGAAGGUGAAUACGAAGAGGUCAUGGUCAGUCGUAACUUAUUAGCAGCGUUCAUGGAAGAAGAAACUCAGCCACAACCCAGCAAACGACGAGCCUGGGAUGACGAGUUUGUUCUGAAAAGACAGUUCUCUGCUCUGAUACCAGCUUUUGAUCCGAGGCCAGGCCGGACGAACAUCAACCAGACCACGGAUCUAGAAGUUCCUCCACCAGGCAGUGAGCUGCAGACAAGUACUCGAUCUGGCUUGCCAACAGCUCCAAAGCUGUCUUUAACCUUGAAAGGUCCUGGAUUGCCAGGGGUCCCUGACGUAGAAGUGCCUCUCACCGAUCCUCAGUCUACUAUAUUCCAAGCUGUUCAAGAACUUAUGCAACUGACAGAACUAGGUAGCAGACAGGAGAAACUCAGAAGGAUAUGGGAGCCAACUUACACGAUAGUUUAUAAAGAAGCUAGAGAUGAAGAAUCCUCAGGUCGUGCAACGCCGGUCAUAACGUUAUAUUCACGCAAUCCAAUACAAAACACAAGUGCCUGUACCGUAGAAGACGUCCUACAACUUUUGCGUCAUGUGUUUGUGCUGAGUGCGAUGCGUGAGGACCAUAAAGACAUUAUAACGGAAGACAGUGAUCCUGAAGGGUGUUGGGUCAAUCCCGAUGACUUUACGUCAAAGAAAAUCACUAAUAAGGUUGUGCAGCAGAUUCAAGAUCCAUUAGCUUUAGCAGCUGGUGCUCUACCAAAUUGGUGCGAAGAAUUGGCAAGAAGUUGCCCAUUUUUAUUGCCAUUUGAGACCAGACGACUAUACUUCAGUUGCACGGCAUUUGGAGCAUCAAGAUCCAUUGUCUGGCUACAAACUCAAAGAGAUGCUGUAUUAGAAAGACAAAGAGCUCCUGGACUUAGCCCGCGAAGAGAUGAUAGUCAUGAAUUCAGAGUAGGAAGACUAAAACACGAAAGGGUCAGUGUGCCAAGGGGAGAGAAAUUAUUGGACUGGGCUGAGCAAGUGCUCAAGGUACACGCCAACCGCAAGAGCAUACUGGAAGUACAGUUUGUUGGUGAAGAGGGAACCGGCCUUGGACCAACAUUAGAAUUUUUCGCUUUAGUUGCUGCUGAAUUACAACGUAAAGAUCUGAGACUUUGGCUUUGCGAUGAUGAACAGCCAUGCCUCGAUGAACAUUCUUGUCCACCGGGAGAACAGAUUCGUCCGCCUGGAUAUUAUGUAGUUCGGCCCAGUGGCCUAUUUCCUGCGCCAAUACCUCAAGACUCACCAACUUGUGACAGAGCUGUCCGGUAUUUCUGGUUCCUAGGUGUAUUUUUAGCCAAAGUUCUACAAGAUAAUAGACUAGUGGAUAUCCCAUUAUCUCAACCUUUCUUAAAGCUUAUGUGUCGUGGAGACAUCACUAAUAAUGUGAAUGAAAGAAUCGGAUUGAAUACAGUUCCACAAGAAAGCAUGCCGUCAAGUAUGGCUAGCAGCUUUAUCUCUGAAGAAGGAGAACUAGAUACCCAAUAUUCCCUAGAACCAGCGCCGUGGUACGACGGAAUACUUGACAUUGAAGACUUAGCAGUUGUGGAUCCUGUCAGAGGCGAAUUCUUGAAGCAAAUGCAAAGUUUAGUGUCGAGACGCGACAGGACGUUAUCUGAUGGUCCGUUAACGGAGGAAAUAAGGGAUUCGUUACAUGUCACUCAUUCUUCUGGUACUUCUAUGGCUAUCGAAGAUUUGGCUCUUACGAUGAGCUAUGCGCCUAGCUCUAGAAUUUUUGAACACGAUCAAGUCGAAUUGAAAGAAGGUGGUUCAAAUAUACCUGUGACGCUAGAUAAUGUACACGAAUAUACAGAUCUGACGAUUAAAUAUUGUCUUGAACGAGGAAUCGCUAGGCAGCUUGAAGCAUUUAAAGCAGGCUUCUCCAGAGUAUUUUUAAUGGAAAAACUACAUGCGUUCAGCCCAGAAGAAAUUAGAGCGAUGCUUUGUGGCGAACAAGAUCCUCAAUGGACUAGGGACGAUUUACUCAAUUACACUGAGCCCAAGUUAGGAUAUACCAGAGAAAGUCCUGGAUUCCAACGAUUUGUCAACGUAUUGCUAUCGCUCUCCGGAUCCGAACGCAAAGCUUUUCUUCAGUUUGCAACAGGUUGUUCAGCCUUGCCUCCUGGUGGCCUCUGCAACCUACAUCCUAGAUUAACAGUAGUACGUAAGGUUGAUGCUGGAUCGGGAGGAUUUCCUUCUGUGAACACGUGUGUGCAUUAUUUAAAGUUACCAGAAUAUCCAACGGAAGAGCUUUUAAAAGAAAGGCUAUUAGCUGCAACUCGAGAAAGGGGAUUCCAUUUAAACUAGGCAUUUUAACUUAAUGGAAAUCAAUAUCUGAUUCAUGGUGAGUAAAAAAAUUAGGUCACCGAGAAUUUCAACCACCUACGCUUUCCGCAAUUAAUUGGGUUUUAAAAGUGAUAGCAUAUAUUGUAGAUUAAACAGUGGGAUAGAUAAAUCAUUUAUCACGGAUUUGCGAAAAAAACUGUCAUUUAUUAGGAAUAAUAUUUUCAUUUUACACGUUCAGCAUGUUGUGAUAAUUACGCAAUUAAAAGAAAAGGAAUAACAUAUUUGGAACGACUUUUAGAUGUUAGUUAAAAAAAAGAAAAAGAAAAGGACGUUACACUGGUAUACCGCUCCUAUUUAUCUUGGGUUGAAGCGACUGAAGAGGAGGAGAAAAAAUCUAUCGAAACACAUAGGUAUUUUGAUGAGUUUCUUCAAUCGGUGAUAAUUCAACAAAAUUGCAUUAGGAAUGAUUUGUACAUUUAAUAAUAAUAAGUUAACAAGCCUCCUUCGUUUCAGUUCAAAAUCAAAUCAUAUGCUAUUAGGUGUUUGCAUACAUACGAUAGUAUACCUAUGUAUGUGUAUACACGAAUAUAUGUUUAUAUGUGUCAUUGCAGGUCAGUUUGUUAUGGAAACACAAUCAGAAUAACAAACAAAGCUAAUUCUUAACCAUUUAUCCGAAUGAAAAAGCAAAAGGAAAUAAUUAGUUCAAAUGCGUACCAAUAUACAUGCUUAGACAGCAAGUGCUAUGAUAAAUGACCUGUGGAAUCAGUGUGGGUGGAUUGGUUAAAACCGGAAAAUGCAACUGUUUCUUUGAAUAGCUUUUAUUUUCUCGUUCUUUCGUCUUGUAGCAUAGCUAAAUUUUUUCGGAGAUCACGUUUUCUGAGUGUUUGAGUAAAUUUCUAGUGUGACACUGAAGCUUUUGCGCUUCAACAAUUUACCAAAUCUUACAUAAAAAAUGAAAACAAAAGAAAAGAAUAAACAAAAUAAGUAACAGAGAGAAAAACUCCAAAAACUCAACAAUCAUCGUCCAAGCAAAUAUUCACUCGAUUGUUUUCGUGAAUUAUUAUGUAGAAAAUAGUUUAUGUAAUAAAAUAGCCGCACUUGAUGAAUAAUUAUAUUUUCAAUACAUGGAUGUCUUCAUCCUAGACAGUUGUUAAGUCCCUACUUGUUUCGGAUAAAAAUGAUGCAAAUAAAAUUUGUUGUUUAAUAGAGA